GAUUCUCCACUCUUUUCUUGUUAAGAAGCCUUGAACUUCCACCCUCUUCAUCUCUCAAGUCUUGACUCUUUGUUCUCUACCUCUACUUUUUUGCUUGUUCGCACCAAAUGGCUGCUGGUGCACCCAACCAUGUAGGUACAAUUCCAAACCCUGCAAAUGGAACCACUGAUCAGAACAAGCAAACACAAGUGACUGAUGUUCCCCGCGUUGUUGACUACUGGCAGAGGGCUCAAUGGCUUCGUGCUGCGGUGUUAGGCGCCAAUGACGGUUUGGUUUCUGUUGCUUCACUGAUGAUGGGCGUAGGAGCUGUCAAUAAAGAUGCCAAAGCAAUGCUGCUCGCGGGUUUCGCCGGAUUAGUUGCAGGAGCUUGUGGAAUGGCAAUAGGUGAGUUUGUUUCUGUGUUUACACAGUAUGAAGUCGAGGUUGGGCAAAUGAAAAGAGACAUGAUCAAGAGUGAGCAAGGAGAGAGGGACUUGGAGAUGGCGAUGGAGAAAAGGAAAUCCAUACCUAAUCCAAUGCAGGCUGCUUUGGCAUCUGCAUUCUCAUUCUCUAUAGGUGGAUUGGUUCCUUUACUUUCAGGUUCGUUCGUCUCAGUUUACAAGAUAAGGCUUCUUGUGAUUGUGGUGGUUGUUAGCUUGGCUUUGGUGGCUUUUGGUAGCGUGGGUUCUCUGCUGGGAAAGACUCCCAUGACGAGAUCUUGUGUGAGGUUCAUGAUUGGGGGAUGGAUGGCCAUGGCUAUCACUUUUGGGUUAACAAAAUUGCUAAGUGCUGGUGGGUUGGAAAUAUAAAUCCUCUUGGCCCUGGUUUUUAGUCACUUGUCUAAUGAGAGCAAUUAACCUCUCCUUUUAUCUUCAUUAAUUGAAUAAGUGUGAGAUCUUUAAUUGGACA
This is a messenger RNA of Lotus japonicus, 888 nucleotides long. RefSeq names its product nodulin-21-like. Gene Ontology annotation, biological process: intracellular manganese ion homeostasis. Gene Ontology annotation, molecular function: manganese ion transmembrane transporter activity; iron ion transmembrane transporter activity. The transcript has a single exon. The coding region runs from base 108 to 788 and encodes 226 amino acids. Gene Ontology annotation, cellular component: membrane. The record is from RefSeq and is a predicted model, not a curated record. NCBI's taxonomy places the organism in Eukaryota, Viridiplantae, Streptophyta, Magnoliopsida, Fabales, Fabaceae.